This is a messenger RNA of Alternaria conjuncta, 1674 nucleotides long. RefSeq lists its product as uncharacterized. Gene Ontology annotation, molecular function: carbohydrate:proton symporter activity. The record is from RefSeq and is a predicted model, not a curated record. The coding region runs from base 1 to 1674 and encodes 557 amino acids. Gene Ontology annotation, biological process: carbohydrate transport; transmembrane transport. Gene Ontology annotation, cellular component: membrane. The transcript has 3 exons. Lineage: Eukaryota; Fungi; Ascomycota; Dothideomycetes; Pleosporales; Pleosporaceae.
AUGGUCGUUUGGAACCCAUGGAAGGAGAACUUGAAGCACACUCCCAAGGAGAGCCUUAACUGGCGUCUCUGGUAUGGUGUCUUCGUCUUUGGUCUCAUGGGCGCUGCUCGUGGUAUCGACGAAGGCCUCAUCGGUACUACAGCCGAACUCGACCCCUUCAAACGCAAGUUCGGACUCGAAGAAGACGGCAGCAAGAGCGAGCACGAGAUCGCGGAGCUUCUAUCGAACAUCACAUCUAUGGUACAGAUGGGUUCCAUCUUGGGUUCCCUCAUUGCCUUCUUCAUCACCGAUAAGAUUGGUCGUCUCUGGGCUACUCGCCAACUUUGCAUUGUCUGGGUUAUCGGCAUCGUCAUCUUCCUCACCAGCUCUAUCACUGGUUCCGUUGGACAAAUCUACGCCGGCCGCUUCAUUGCUGGUAUCGGCAUCGGACAGACCACUGUCGUCGCGCCCACCUACCUAGCUGAGACUGCGCCCAGGGCCAUCCGUGGUCUCUGUGUCUGCGCUUUCGCUGGAUCAGUCUACAUCGGUAUCAUGCUGGCCUAUUUCGCAUCUUGGGGUUCCUCCAUCCACAUCUCGUCUGCCACUGAUGCUCAAUGGCUCGUACCCAACAGCAUGCACAUCAUGUUCGCUGGUCUCAUCUUCACCCUGUCUUGGUUCGCCAAAGAGAGCUCUCGUUGGUUGAUCAAGGUCGGCCGCCACGAGGAGGCGCUCGACAACCUCGCACAACUCCGCAACCUCCCCGCUGACCACCCUUACGUCACCUCGGAGAUUAUGGAUAUCAACGACCAGCUCAACCGCGAACGCGAAGCCACCAUGGGUACAUCUUGGCUCGGACCCAUCCGUGAGCUGUUCUCCAGCAAGGCCAACCUCUACCGUCUUCAGCUUUCAGUCCUGUCGCAGCUGCUAUCGCAGUGGUCGGGCGCCAAUUCCAUCACAAUCUACGCACCCAAGUACUUUGAAAUGAUGGGCACGAGCGGUCAACAAGAGAAGCUGUUUGCUACAGCCAUCUUCGGUGUCGUCAAGUUUGUCAGUUCCAUGAUCUGCGCCUUCUUCCUGAUCGACUUCCUCGGCCGUAAGCGUUCUCUCGCCACCGGUAUCACACUCCAACUCCUAUCCAUGCUCUACAUGGCCAUAUUCCUACUCAUCGACACCGGUGUCGCCGAUGGCGUACCCCAGAGCUCCAGCCAAAAGCACGCUGCCAUGGGCGCCAUCGUCAUGAUCUACUUCUCCGGUUUCGGUUGGGCGCUCGGAUGGAACUCGAUCCAGUACCUCAUCAACUCCGAGAUCUACCCUCUCCGUCUGCGUGCUCUCGGUGGUUCCAUCGCCAUGACAUUCCACUUUGUCAACCAGUACGGUAACUCCAAGGCUGUACCUCUCAUGUUCAUUUCCAUGACCCACGGAGGCACUAUGCUGUUCUUCUCCUGCGUCACCGCCGUCGGUCUCGUCUGGGUGUACUUCUUCCUGCCCGAGACUUCUGGAAAGUCGCUCGAAUCUCUCGACGAGAUGUUCAACCUUCCUUGGCACCUUAUUGGUCGCAAGGGUGCCGAGCUUACAAAGGGUUCUGGUGGCAUGGCUGAGAUUAUGGAUGAGUCGGGUGAGAAGGCUGUUGAGUACCAGAUGGAGAAUGCUGGUGGCGCUGAGCAGCAGACUCACCGCGUGGAGCAGAAGGUCUAA